Molecule: messenger RNA, 1586 nt
Organism: Arabidopsis lyrata subsp. lyrata
Lineage: Eukaryota; Viridiplantae; Streptophyta; Magnoliopsida; Brassicales; Brassicaceae
Product: 4-hydroxy-tetrahydrodipicolinate synthase 1, chloroplastic
Exons: 3
Coding region: 328-1425 (365 amino acids)
Molecular function (GO): 4-hydroxy-tetrahydrodipicolinate synthase activity
Source: RefSeq, a predicted model, not a curated record
GUGUGGGCCGAAUCUCAACCAUCUUAAAGCCCAAUUUAAUGAGGAAUUAAAGAAAGGGGAAGCCCUAAAGUGGCCUCCAUGGUUCAUCAUCUUCUCUCCCGCCGCUUUCAUUUCCUCCUUACAAAACCUAUUUACUUUUGCCGGAAUCUGACGUCAGCAUGCCCUGCAAGCACUUCCAGAGCUCAAUCGAUCUUGACCUCGUUGCGACGUUUUCCGCUUCGAUUAUCGACAGUGUGCCCACUCUUAUCAUCACCGCCUACAACUGAUUUUGUCUUCUUUCUCGUCGUUCGAAUUUGAUUCUACUACUGUUCCGAUUGAAUUUAAAAGAUGGCAACUUUGAAAGGUUACGGCUUGAUCUCCAUUGACUCUGCCCUCCAUUUUCCUCGCUCACAUCAAUUGGAGAGCUACAAGAGAAGGAAUGCGAAAUGGGUCUCUCCAAAAGCAGCUGUUGUACCUAACUUCCAUCUUCCAAUGCGCAGUCUCGAGGAUAAAAACAGGACAAACACAGACGACAUUAGGUCACUUAGAGUGAUCACAGCCAUUAAGACACCGUAUCUACCUGAUGGAAGAUUCGACCUCCAAGCGUACGAUGACUUAGUCAACAUGCAGAUAGAAAACGGUGCUGAAGGUGUGAUUGUUGGUGGUACAACCGGGGAAGGCCAAUUGAUGAGCUGGGAUGAACACAUAAUGCUUAUAGGCCACACGGUUAAUUGUUUUGGCGGAAGAAUCAAAGUCAUUGGAAACACUGGAAGCAACUCUACUAGGGAAGCUAUACAUGCCACUGAGCAAGGAUUCGCUGUGGGAAUGCACGGGGCACUGCACAUUAACCCUUACUAUGGAAAAACAUCCAUUGAAGGCAUGACCGCGCAUUUUCAAACCGUUCUUCAUAUGGGACCGACGAUUAUUUACAAUGUUCCUGGCCGAACGAGUCAAGAUAUACCUCCCCAGGUUAUCUUUAAACUCUCCCGGAACCCUAAUAUGGCUGGGGUUAAGGAAUGCGUUGGUAAUAACCGUGUUGAAGAGUAUACUGAGAAUGGAAUUGUCGUCUGGAGUGGAAAUGAUGAUCAGUGCCAUGAUUCUAGAUGGGAUCACGGUGCAACUGGAGUGAUAUCGGUUACUAGCAAUUUAGUUCCGGGUUUGAUGAGGAAGUUGAUGUUUGAAGGUAGAAACUCAGCGUUGAACUCAAAGCUUCUUCCUUUAAUGGAUUGGCUAUUCCAAGAACCGAAUCCGAUUGGUGUUAACACUGCUUUGGCUCAGUUAGGAGUUGCGAGGCCGGUUUUUCGGUUACCUUAUGUGCCAUUGCCUCUAUCCAAAAGGAUUGAGUUCGUAAGGCUAGUGAAGGAAAUCGGAAGGGAGCAUUUUGUAGGAGACAGAGAUGUUCAGGUACUUGAUGAUGAUGACUUCAUCUUAAUCGGUCGAUAUUAGAGUCUCUUCCUUGAAGAUUGGUUGUGUUUAUACUCUCUUCGUUCAGUUAUUAGUUAUUGAGCUUAUGAGAAAUUUACAGAUGGAUCAUAGAGUUGUUCUACUUGUUGUAAUGUUUGGUCUGUUACUUUUGGUGAUGAAUCUGAUGGCUUUUGCUUACUCUA